Molecule: messenger RNA, 507 nt
Organism: Cornus florida
Lineage: Eukaryota; Viridiplantae; Streptophyta; Magnoliopsida; Cornales; Cornaceae
Product: protein FAR1-RELATED SEQUENCE 5-like
Exons: 2
Coding region: 1-507 (168 amino acids)
Source: RefSeq, a predicted model, not a curated record
AUGGAGUUUGAUACGGAACAAGAGGCAUACAAAUUUUAUAAUGCAUAUGGGGGUAGAGUUGGAUUUAGCAUCUGGAGGGAGUAUUUUAAUAAUAGCCGUAAAACUGGGAAAUUUUUAACGAGGUUGUUUACUUGUUGCAAGGAGGGUGUUAGGAAGAAGGAUAGAAGGGACAAACAUGCAAAGACUCCACGAGCUAAAACGAGAACUGGUUAUGGUGCACGAAUGCAUAUUAAAUAUGAUGAAGCAAAGGGAAAAGUCCAGGCCAUUGAUGUGGACUUGGCUUCAGAUUCAAGAAUUGCAGCUCUUAAUUCAUAUGAGUUAAUGGCAAGGCAAGCUGGUUGUAAAGAAUCAGUUGGAUACAUUAAGCUGGACCAACAAAAUUAUAUAAGGACCCGUAGACAGAAUGAGCUUCAAUAUGGUGAGGCAGCAUGGCUCACCAAUUAUUUUGUCACUCAUGCUUGUGAUGAUCCUUCAUUUUUCUAUGCCUUACAGUUUGAUGCUGAAUAG